AUGAGAGAUGUAUCCGAGGCUGCAGUGAUGGCAGGAUCCGUCCUUCACAAGAAAGUGAGGGAAUUGGAUGCAUCAGCUAAGCAACCUUCACAGAUCAAUAAAACCAUUAGCAGCUCUAAUUUAUCAGCAACCAACAAAAGCCUAACUGUAGCAGAGAACAAAAAACCUACUAUUGCUGAUAAAAGUGCAUCUUCUGUAAAAGCUUUUAAUCAAUCAAGAUCAGAUAAGUCUGGGCCUCCCAAGGUUGGUGAUAUGGUGCAUGUCUCUUCCCUUGGGAAAAAGGUGACUGUUUUAAAAGUGGAUUUAUCCAAAGGAGAAAUUGUAGUUCAAGCUGGAAACAUGAAGUUGAAGCUGAAACUAACUGACAUUCAAAGAUAA
Glycine soja is the source of this 378-nucleotide messenger RNA. RefSeq lists its product as uncharacterized. The record is from RefSeq and is a predicted model, not a curated record. The coding region runs from base 1 to 378 and encodes 125 amino acids. NCBI's taxonomy places the organism in Eukaryota, Viridiplantae, Streptophyta, Magnoliopsida, Fabales, Fabaceae. The transcript has 2 exons.